Tupaia belangeri chinensis (Chinese tree shrew) is the source of this 951-nucleotide messenger RNA. RefSeq names its product taste 2 receptor member 3 (gene TAS2R3). The transcript has a single exon. Gene Ontology annotation, cellular component: membrane. Gene Ontology annotation, molecular function: G protein-coupled receptor activity; bitter taste receptor activity. NCBI's taxonomy places the organism in Eukaryota, Metazoa, Chordata, Mammalia, Scandentia, Tupaiidae. The record is from RefSeq and is a predicted model, not a curated record. Bases 1 to 951 code for a protein of 316 amino acids. Gene Ontology annotation, biological process: sensory perception of taste; detection of chemical stimulus involved in sensory perception of bitter taste; G protein-coupled receptor signaling pathway.
AUGUUGCAACUCACCGAAGGGAUAUUUCUGGUUCUGUCUGCUGUUCUGUUCAUUCUGGGAACUCUGGCAAAUGGUUUUAUUGGGUUAGUCAAUGGCAGCAGCUGGUUCAAGAGCAAGAGAAUCUCUUUGUCUGACUUCAUCAUCACCAGCCUGGCCCUUUCCAGGAUCAUUCAGCUGUCGAUUAUCUUCAGUGAUAGUGCUUUAUUAGUGUCCUGUUCUGAUGCUCAUGAUUCAGGGACAGUAAUGCAAGUUAUUGAUAUUUUCUGGACAUUUACAAACCAUAUGAGCAUUUGGCUUACCACCUGUCUCAGUGUCCUCUACUGCCUGAAAAUCGCCAGUUUCUCCUACGCCUCAUUUCUCUGGCUUAAGUGGAGAGUUUUCAAGGUUAUUGUCUGCAUGCUGUUGGGCGCGCUCCUCUCAUCUUGUGGCAGUUGCAUAUCUCUGACCAACGAAUUUAAGAUUUAUUCCAUCCUCAGUAGAAUUGAUGGCACAGAGAAUACAACUGAAUACUUCAGAAAGAAAAGUGAAUAUGAUCUGGUCCAUGUUCUUGGCACUCUGUGGAAUCUCCCUCCCUUUCUUGUGUCCCUGGCCUCCAACAUUCUGCUCAUCCUCUCUCUGGGGAGGCACACACGGCAGAUGAAGCAAAAUGGUCUCAGCUCCAAAGAUCCAAGCACUGAAGCCCACAAAAAGGCUAUCAAAACUAUCCUCUCCUCCCUUUUUCUCCUCUUACUUUAUUUUCUUGCCUAUUUAACUGCAUCAUCCAGUCAUUUCAUACCAGAAACUAGAACAGCUAGGAUGACUGGUUUAAUAAUUGCGAUGAUUUAUCCUUCUGGUCACUCAUUUAUUCUUGUUCUGGGGAACAACAGAAUGAAGCAAAUGUUUGUGGAGAUGCUCCGGUGUAAAUUUGGUCAUCUGAAACCUGAAUCCAAGAGACUGUCCCCUAUAGGGUAG